Zingiber officinale is the source of this 2094-nucleotide messenger RNA. RefSeq names its product probable protein phosphatase 2C 33. Gene Ontology annotation, biological process: protein dephosphorylation. Bases 553 to 1812 code for a protein of 419 amino acids. The record is from RefSeq and is a predicted model, not a curated record. Gene Ontology annotation, molecular function: protein serine/threonine phosphatase activity. Lineage: Eukaryota; Viridiplantae; Streptophyta; Magnoliopsida; Zingiberales; Zingiberaceae. The transcript has 5 exons.
UCGUUCGUAUUUGCUGCAAAAGGAAAAGGGGGAGAGGGAGAGAGAAAAAGAGGUAGGAGACGGAAUCUGCCUUUGGCCUGUUCUUUGCAUCCACAAUCCUCCACGCCGUUCGAUAGAUUUUUGCUGAAGAGAAGAGGUCUUUCUUCGCCAUCGCCCCAUUUCUUCCUCCCUCCCUCUUCUAUUUGGUAUCUUCUUUUUCAUCAUCUCAAAGAAGUGAGAUUUUACUUGUAAAGAUUAAUUUUCUUCUUCUUCUUCUUUUUUCUCGGGGUUCGGUGAUAUUUGAAGAUUUUGUUUGCAAUUACUUCUUCAAGGUUGCCUUUCCCUCCACCCUUUUGCAAUUACUUCUUCAAGGUUGCCUUUCCCUCCACCCUUCUUCCCGAGUACUCAUCUUCGACCGAUUACUCAUCACUGAGAGGAGAGAGAGAGAGAGAGAAAUUUAGUGCAGAAGGAAUCGGAUUGCCCGCAUCGAAGAGCCAAAAAAAGGGCGUGUUUGUAAUCUGGGAAUCAACGGAUCCGCCAACGCUAUUCGUUUGGUUCAACUGCCUCGCCGCUAUGGAGUGCAUAUUGGAAGUGAUCAGGACCCUCCCGAUGGGGUCCUGCCUGUCGUCUGACGGAUGGAGCGGCGGCCGCAACCCGUCGUCCCCGGCGUCGCCUGCUUCCGGGGCCAGGCGGCAAGGCGGAGGCAUAAGGAGGCGACGGCCGUCGCCGGAGGAGGAGGAGCUGGACGGAAUCUGGGAACGGAUGUGUCGUAAUGGCGCCACCAGCGCCGCGUCGUUGUUCACCCAGCAGGGCAAGAAGGGGACCAAUCAGGACGCCAUGAUCGUCUGGGAGAAUUUUGGUGAUAGGAGUGAUACAAUCUUUUGUGGAGUUUUUGAUGGUCAUGGUCCAAAUGGCCACAUGGUGGCAAGGAAAGUAAGAGACAUCCUUCCUUUGAAUCUAUGCGCCAAUUUGCAGCUAAAUGCAGGAAAUCAUGAUUUGAAAGAAAACAAUAUUAAUAUCAUGAAUUCUGAGGCAAUUCCGUCGACAAUUCCUCAAGAAGAUCCCAGACCUCCUAAUGGCUGUGAUGAAAAAGACAGGCAUUCAAAAUUCUUUAAAGCACUGAAAGUUUCAUUCCUAAAGACUUUUCGAAUAGUGGACAAGGAACUGAGACUGCAUCCGGAAAUUGAUUGCUUUCUCAGUGGGACAACAGCAGUCACUCUGGUCAAGCAGGGUGAAGAUCUUGUCAUUGGAAAUGUUGGAGACUCAAGAGCAGUUUUGGGUACUAGAGAUGAAAACAACUGUUUGAUUGCAGUCCAGUUGACUACAGAUCUCAAACCAAGCCUUCCCAGGGAAGCUGAAAGAAUUAGGCGUCACAGGGGCCGUGUCUUUGCCUUGAAGAAUGAACCAGAAGUGGCUCGGGUAUGGUUGCCCAAUAUGAACUCCCCAGGCUUGGCUAUGGCACGGGCUUUUGGAGAUUUUUGUUUGAAGGAUUUCGGUUUAAUUUCUGUUCCUGAAGUUUCAUACAGACGUGUUACAGCAAAAGACGAGUUUAUCGUCUUGGCAACUGAUGGGGUUUGGGAUGUUUUAUCAAACAAAGAUGUGGUAAGCAUCGUCGCCUCUGCUCCAACAAGGUCCUCUUCUGCUCGUUCUCUUGUUGAAUCAGCCGCUCGCGCCUGGAAGUUGAAAUAUCCAACGUCCAAGACUGACGACUGUGCUGUGGUUUGCCUCUUCCUUAAUUUAGACAAACCAAACUCCACUGUCUACCGUAAAGAUGAUCAACUCAAUAGCAUCGAGGUUGUCAGUUUUUAUCAGAGCAACGGCAAGCAUGCCUAAGGUUUCAUUCAUACCGGCAAUCUAUCCGAUCAUGGUGUGCUCUAGAACGUGAGUAUAAGCUGCCACAAGAAGAAGAACGUCCACCAAUUAUCUUCCUGAUUGAAACUUCCAGUGUUGGUGAGAAGAACAGCCCGACUAUAUUAGAAUGUCAAGGUGUUGUCUCUCUGUGUGCCAUCGUCAUUUGAAUUCUCAUGUUUUUUUUGCCAUUUGUCUUACCACGUGAGAAACUACUUUGUCUAUAUUUUUGUUCAUCUACAAUUUAAGGACCUAAAUUCAUGAUAA